Pyricularia pennisetigena is the source of this 1944-nucleotide messenger RNA. RefSeq lists its product as uncharacterized. The record is from RefSeq and is a predicted model, not a curated record. Gene Ontology annotation, molecular function: oxidoreductase activity. Lineage: Eukaryota; Fungi; Ascomycota; Sordariomycetes; Magnaporthales; Pyriculariaceae. The transcript has a single exon. The coding region runs from base 1 to 1944 and encodes 647 amino acids.
AUGGCCUCCCUGCACGCAAAGACGCAGUGGAGCGAGGGGGAGCUCGCCGUCCAGAGCCUCCUGCGCGUCCCGCCGCAGCCCAACCCGACGGCCGACGGCCUCCCCAUCCACUACAUUGGACGCGUGCAGGCGGCACCCCUCGUGGCUGUCGGCGCCGUCGACGCGGCCGCCCAGCCGUGGUCGAGCAUCUGGGCCGGCGAGCCGGGCUUUGUCCGCGCCAUCGCGCCAGCCGUGGUCGGCAUGCGGUCGCUCGUCGACAAGGCAAACGACCCCGUCGCCGGCGUCCUCUUUGGCGACCUCGCGGACGGCGAGGUCUACAGCGACCCGGAUGCGGUCGGCGGUGGCCGCCCGAUGAGCGCGCUGGCUAUCGACCUCGAGACCAGGGACCGCGUCAAGCUGGCAGGCAGACUCGUCGCUGGCGUGAGGAGCGCCGGCGCCGCAGAUCAGGUCGGCGACGUGCAGCUGGCCAUGGCCGUCGCCGAGAGCAUCGGCAACUGCCCCAAGUACCUGAACAAGAAGCGCAUCUGGAUGCACGUGCCCGAGCCGGAGCUGGUCUCGGACGCGCUACCGCUGCCGGCCCGCGCGCUCGAGAUCCUAGAGCGGGCCGACAUGUUCUUCAUGUCCACGUCGGACGGGAGGGGUAACAUGGACACGAACCACCGCGGGGGCCCGCCGGGCCUGUUGAGGGUGGUCAGCAACGGCGAGCGGCACGACGCGGGCGUCGUCCUCGCGUACCCCGAGUUCUCGGGCAACAGACUCUACUCCAGCCUCGGGAACCUGCAUGUGAACGACAAGGUCGGCGUCACCAUCCCUGACUUUGAAACGGGGGAUGUGGUGUACCUCACGGGAACGGCGAGGUUGCUCGUUGGAGACGAUGCGGCCAGGCUGCUGCCGCGCACCAAGGUCGCCGUCAGGAUCGAGGUGACCGCGGCAAAGGUGGUCAGGGAUGGUCUGCCGUUCAGAGGCGAGGCGGGCGAAUUCAGCCCGUACAACCCACCGGUGAGACGACUCGCGACCGAGAUGGCAGCCGGGCUGGGCGUGGCGGAGAGCAAAGGAGGCGGCAGCGAAGGGGUCGCCGUCGCAGUGCUGAAACAGAGACAGGUGCUGUCUCCCACCAUCACGAGGUACACGUUCGCCCUGCAGCCCCCGACUGGGUCCCCGAAGGGUCGAGUCGGGUCGUGGACGGCGGCGCAGCACGCCACGCUCGAUUUCUCCUCGGAGCUGGACGCGGGCUACAGCCACAUGCGGGACGACGACCCGCAGAGCCUCAACGACGACUUCGUGCGCACCUUUACCGUGUCGAACCUGCCACCGGAGUCGUCUUCUGGGGAGGGCGGGGCGCGCAACGGCGAGAUGCAAAUCACCGUCAGGACCAACGGGCCCGUCACGCGCCUCCUGCGGAACUGGAACCUGAGGGCGCCCCUCGAGAUACCCGUUAUGGGGUUCGGGGGCGGGAGCCUGCGGAUCCCCGCCGCCGCCGCCGCCGCCGGCGACGACGAUGCAGCACGUCCGACCGUCUUCGUUGCCACGGGCGUCGGGAUAACACCGCUUCUCUCCCAGGCGGGUGCGCUGCUGUCCGCCCAGCAAAGGUCGGCGAGGGCCCCUCUCAGCGUCCUGUGGAGCUUGCGAAGGGAGGACGUGCCCUUCGCGGCUGACGAGUUCAAAAGGACGCCCGGGCUCGGGGCCGUGACGAAGCUGUACGUCAGUGACCUGGGGGCAGCGGCUGAGGGCGGCAGUGGUUCCCAGCCAGAGACGGCCCGGGAAAAGGGGGCGUCGCAGAUUAUUGCGGGCAGGCUCACCAAGCAAGGUCUUCUCGAUGCGGCCGGGCACCAAGACGGAGGUCUGAAGGCUAGAUUCUAUAUAUGCGCUGGGCCUGCAGCUACAAAGACCAUUACUGAAUGGCUGGCUGGUCAAGAUGUAGUUACUGAAAGUUUCAACUACUGA